GAACGCCAAACGGUGCUAAAGCUAUCUGUCAAACAUUAAAAAUUGUAGCGACGAAACGUUCAGAAAGCGAAGAAUUUGUGCACAAAAAUUAAGAAAAGUUCAUGAAAAACUAGAACUGAUUGAAAUAAUAUAUCUAAACUAGUUGGACGAAUAUGUCGCUUGUUUGUAGUAUAUCCAAUGAAGUUCCGGAGCACCCGGUUGUAUCCCCUCGAUCCGGAGCAAUAUUUGAGAAACGGUUGAUAGAGAAGUAUAUCGUUGAAAACGAAUGCGAUCCUAUAAAUGGCGAACCGUUGAAGGCGGAGGAGCUAAUCGAAAUCAAGACUCCACCAAUCGUUCGUCCGAAGCCACCGAGCGCCACCAGUAUUCCAGCCACACUGAAAAUGAUGCAAGACGAAUGGGAUGCUUUAAUGUUGCAUGCAUUUACACAGAGACAACAGUUGCAAACAGCCAGGCAGGAAUUGUCUCAUGCCCUCUACCAGCAUGAUGCGGCCUGCCGUGUGAUCGCUCGUCUCAACAAGGAAGUAGCAGCUGCCCGUGAAGCAUUGGCCACUCUGAAACCACAAACCGGCAUCGCUUCCAUUCAGUCGUCUAUUCCACAACCGUCAAUCGCCGCGGAAGCUGGCGGAAUGGCUACACAGCCGAUUGAGCAAGCCGGCAUGAGCGCAGAAGUAAUUCAGAAGCUCCAGGACAAAGCCACAGUUUUGACACAGGAGCGAAAGAAGAAGGGUCGUACUGUUCCGGAAGAAUUGGUCAGUGCGGAAAAGAUUCGUGGUUUUCUCACACUUGCUUCACAUCCCGGUCUCCACUCAGCGAGUGUUCCUGGAAUCUUGGCAUUGGAUAUUAACCAUUCUGAUCAAAGUAAAAUUCUGACGGGAGGAAAUGAUAAAAAUGCCACCGUAUUUAACAAAGACACCGAACAAAUCGUGGCAAUUCUCAAGGGACACACCAAAAAAGUCACGAAAGUCAUCUUCCAUCCAGAGGAUGACACCGUUAUUACAGCUUCUCCUGACGCUUGUAUUCGGAUUUGGAACGUCCCGACCUCCCAAACGCAACUGCUUCUUCGUUGUCACGAUGGCCCGGUCACUGGUCUGUCUUUGCAUCCCACAGGCGACUACGUACUGUCCACUUCCUCCGACAAGCACUGGGCUUUCUCGGACAUUCGUACCGGCCGCCUGCUCACGAAAGUGCCAGAUCCAACUGACAUCGGUCUCACCACGGCUCAGUUCCAUCCUGAUGGUUUAAUUUUCGGCACGGGAACUGAAGACUCGCAAGUAAAAAUUUGGGACUUGAAGGAGCAGAGCAAUGUUGCCAACUUCCCGGGACACACCGGCCCUAUUACGGCUAUUUCAUUUUCUGAAAACGGUUACUAUCUGGCUACGGCAGCCGACGACGCUUGCAUAAAACUGUGGGAUUUACGAAAGUUGAAGAACUUCAAGACGAUUACCCUGGAUGAGGGCUACGAAGUGAAGGAUCUUUGCUUCGAUCAGAGCGGAACCUAUCUGGCGAUUGCGGGAACCGAUAUCAGAGUUUAUCUGUGCAAACAAUGGCAAGAGUUGAAGGUAUUCAAUGAUCACACCGCGCUGGCAACAGGCGUACGUUUCGGCAAACACGCUCAGUAUGUUGCGUCGACCAGCAUGGAUCGAACGCUCAAAUUGUACGGAAUCGAGUAAGGACGCAUAUGAUAGUUGCAGUAAGUAAUUGACCCCGGUCAGUAUACCGCAAGUCUGACGGUAUUUGAAUAAUUAGAUUUACUCUUGCGCUUGAGACUCUUCUAAUUGAGCCAUCAUUUGGAUAUGAUAAUGAAAUGCAGUUGUACCAAUUUGAA
Molecule: messenger RNA, 1825 nt
Organism: Armigeres subalbatus
Lineage: Eukaryota; Metazoa; Arthropoda; Insecta; Diptera; Culicidae
Gene: Prp19
Product: pre-mRNA-processing factor 19
Exons: 4
Coding region: 153-1670 (505 amino acids)
Biological process (GO): mRNA splicing, via spliceosome; DNA repair; protein ubiquitination
Cellular component (GO): Prp19 complex; U2-type catalytic step 1 spliceosome; cytoplasm
Molecular function (GO): protein binding; ubiquitin protein ligase activity
Source: RefSeq, a predicted model, not a curated record